AACACAGAAAAACUGUCUCAAAAUAUUUCACUUAAAAAGAAAAGUGCGGGGAUGGUAUUUUGUUUUGGAACUCAAAGACAGUGAAUCACUUUAAAUGCUGCAUAGGUGUCCAAACAGAUUUUGAGGGCUCUGUAUAAAUGUCGAUUGUAAAACCCUGCAGGAAUUUGGGCAUUAUUGUACUGGCAAGAAAAGCGCAUUUUAUCGUUUAGUAUGCAAUUUGUCUCUUUGAUACAGGUCUCUUCAUUUUAAAUCUAGUUAAUGUAGGCUAAAUGCCAGUUCAACUAUGCGAUAAUUGCAUUUUGCUGGGGAUACACGUUUAUGAACGACCUAAACAUGCCAUGAGACGUGUUUACACCCGCAAACUCGGUGUUUGGACAUCGGGUAGGGAUGUAAACAGAGGUAAAAUAAUUUAAGACACACAAACCCUUGGUAGUUCAAACAUUUACUCAAAACUCUCCGGGGAUGCGUGAUUUAAUUACCGUGAGGUUCCGCCCUCGGAGUUCUACGAUUGGGCGCCGAGGUGAGGAGGCGUGGCAGGGCUAUCCUUUGUAUAAAUGGACGCACGCUCCGCUGUUUGACAGCCAAAACAAACUAGAUGCUGUAGAGAACCGCGCUUGCUAUUCAGCUGCAAAUUCGAACGCAUUUGACCUGUUUAAUCAAGCGCUGUGAUGAAGUGACCAGGCGACAUUGCUCACAUGCAAGCGCAUCCUUUGUUUAGACGAACGGGAGCGGGUGCGUGCAACUGACCGAGGAUGGACUCGCCUGUGCGGGGGUCCCACUGGCCCUCGCUCGCGCUCUGCGUCCUGCUAGCGUGGAGUUCCGCGUGCGCUCGCGAGCCGGUCUGUCAGGAGAUUUCGGUGCCAUUGUGCAGAGGGAUCGGUUACAACUACACCCACAUGCCCAACCGAUUCAACCACGACACCCAGGACGAAGCCGGGCUCGAGGUGCACCAGUUCUGGCCCCUCGUGGAGAUCCAGUGUUCCCCGGACCUGCGCUUCUUUCUUUGCAGUCUGUACACGCCCAUUUGCCUCGAGGACUAUAAGAAGCCUUUGCCGCCGUGCAGGAGCGUGUGCGAACGGGCGAAAGCGGGAUGCGCGCCUCUCAUGAGGCAAUACGGCUUCCCGUGGCCGGACCGAAUGAGAUGCGAUCUUCUCCCGGUGCAGGGAGAUCCGAACACUCUGUGCAUGGACUACAACAGGACUGAUGCUACGGCGUCACCAGUUGCUCCGAAACCAACCGGCCGAACGGGGAAGCCGUACAAACGGAAAAACAAAAGCAGUCAAGGAUCUUCUCCGUGUGAACCGGAGUGUCACUGUCGCGCGCCUAUGGUGACCGUGACCGGUGACCGCCAUCCGUUGUAUAACAGAGUAAAGACCGGGCAGAUCCCCAACUGCGCGAUGCCAUGCCACAACCCCUACCUUUCCCAGGAAGAAAGGACGUUUGCCACAUUUUGGAUCGGAGUUUGGUCGGUUUUGUGUUUCUUGUCCACUUUCGCCACCGUUGCCACUUUCCUCAUCGACAUCGAGAGGUUUAAAUACCCCGAGCGCCCGAUUAUUUUCCUGUCCGCCUGCUACAUGUUCGUGUCCCUGGGGUACAUCAUCAGGCUCAUCGCGGGCCACGAAAGAGUCGCGUGCAACCUGGAUAACGAGGCGGACCACGUCCACUACGAAACCACGGGUCCCGCGCUUUGCACGCUCGUGUUUCUGCUCAUCUACUUUUUCGGGAUGGCGAGCGCCAUCUGGUGGGUGAUCCUGACGUUCACGUGGUUCCUCGCGGCCGGGAUGAAGUGGGGGAACGAAGCGAUCGAACGAUACUCGCAGUACUUUCACCUGGCCGCUUGGCUCAUCCCGAGCGUCAAAUCCAUCGCCGCGCUCGCGCUGAGCUCGGUGGACGGGGACUCGGUGGCGGGAAUCUGCUACGUGGGCAACCAAAACCUGGAUAACCUGCGGGGGUUCGUGGUCGCGCCCCUGGCGAUUUAUCUUUUUAUCGGAACGGCGUUUUUAUUCGCGGGCUUCGUGUCUCUGUUUCGGAUACGGAGCGUCAUUAAACAAGGGGGAACGAAGACGGACAAGCUCGAGAGGCUGAUGGUUCGCAUCGGGGCGUUUACGGUGCUGCACACGGUGGUCGCCGUGGUGAUCGUGGCGUGUUACGUGUACGAGCAGCGCAAUCGCGAAGCUUGGGAGGUCGCGCACGCGUGCAGCUGCUCGCCGGAUAAAAAAGCUCGCAGGCCGGAUUACGCGGUGUUCAUGCUCAAGUAUUUCAUGUGCCUUCUGGUGGGGAUCACGUCGGGCGCGUGGACGUGGUCCGGUAAAACUCUGGAGUCGUGGCGAGCCGUGUGCACGCGCCGCUGCUGCGUCUGGGGCGGCAAAGGCACGAGCGGGUCGGUUUACAGUGACGCGAGCACGGGGCUGACCUGGAGGUCCGGUACGGCGAGUUCGGUUUUGUGCGCUCCAAAACAAAUGCCACUGUCCCGAGUGUGAAAAAAGCGAAGACUUUAGAAGAUAGCUGUCACUGUAAUAAACAGCCUGCUUUGACGAAAAGCAAAAAAAAAGAGUGAAGCAAAACUAAAAGGCAGUCAUUAAAUCACAGCUCAAGCGUGCGUUUGAGGUCCUGAAUGUGCCUUUAAUGGUGUCCAUACGGGUUUUUAUAUUUUCUUAUGUAUUUAUAUUAAGGUGUCAUUGCUAAAACAACGACAUAGAAUGUUUAUCAUUUAUAUAUGAUUGUCUGUAUUUAUCAUUCACUCUGACAGAAAACUAUUUUGAGAAUAAAACACUAUGUGAAAUAACCAAA
This is a messenger RNA of Puntigrus tetrazona (Sumatra barb), 2790 nucleotides long. It is a transcript of the gene fzd8b, whose product is annotated as frizzled class receptor 8b. Gene Ontology annotation, biological process: non-canonical Wnt signaling pathway; canonical Wnt signaling pathway. Gene Ontology annotation, cellular component: plasma membrane. NCBI's taxonomy places the organism in Eukaryota, Metazoa, Chordata, Actinopteri, Cypriniformes, Cyprinidae. The coding region runs from base 753 to 2480 and encodes 575 amino acids. The record is from RefSeq and is a predicted model, not a curated record. Gene Ontology annotation, molecular function: Wnt receptor activity; Wnt-protein binding. The transcript has a single exon.